AACUCAGUUGCCCAAUGGGAAGGGCGGAUUCUGGUGACUACAACGAAGUCCACUUACUUUUCUGGAAGCUUGGCGCCUAGUAAACUAGCUGAACUGUGGAGGAAUCGGUGGGGAUUCGAAUGUUGGUGGACCGUUCAGUCCUCUCUCACCACUGACAGAGUCCAUCGCUCAAACGGCAAUUGACCGCGUUCGGUGCCCAGCCAGCGAAGCGGGAGCCAUGCCUGUCCCCGCUGGAUACACCAGCGACUCCCCCGCUAAGGCCUUCGCAUCCUCGGCCUCUCUUAUCCCACCGCCUCCGAUAAACACCCAGCAGCCCGGCGUUGUCACUUCGCUGCUGUACAGCGGCUCUAAGUUCAGGGGCCACCAAAAGAGCAAAGGGAACUCUUACGACGUGGAGGUUGUUUUGCAGCAUGUCACCAUGGAGGAUUCCUACCUGUGUGGCUACCUGAAAAUAAAAGGACUGACCGAGGAAUACCCAACCCUGACCACGUUCUUCGCUGGAGAGAUCAUCAGCAGGAAGCGGCCGUUUCUCACCCGGAAAUGGGAUGCAGAUGAAGAUGUGGAUCGUAAGCACUGGGGCAAGUUCCAGGCCUUCUACCAGUAUGCAAAGACAUUUAACUCGGAUGAUUUUGACUACGAGGAUCUGAAGAACUCUGACUUUAUUUUCAUGAGGUGGAAGGAGCAGUUUCUGGUCCCUGACCACACAAUAAAAGACAUCAGCGGAGCUUCCUUUGCCGGAUUCUACUACAUAUGCUUCCAGAAAUCCACAGCAACAAUCGAGGGCUACUACUACCACAGGAGCUCUGAAUGGUACCAGUCUCUAAACCUCACCCACGUUCCCGAGCACAGCGCUGCCAUCUAUGAGUUCCGGUGACCCUGGCCGGCAUCGUGGAUCUGUUUUUAUUUGAUGGACAGAGACUUAAGGCAAAAGCAGAGGUCUGCAGAUGCUACCGAGAAGGAGAAAGAGAACGACUACGGAUACGAAUUUGGGCUUUGGAGAAGUGCAAACUCAUACAUGUUCCCAAUAGGUGGACGGACAGCUGAUUGACCAGGGGACGGGAUAUCAGGCAAAUGAAUGUAUGGAUUAGAAGAGAAGGAGGAAAGGAAGAAAAGUGCAGUUCUUCCCGGCUGGAGCGUGUAAAGUUAGAAUCAGCAGCAGAGACUGGGUGUGGCUCACGAAGUGUACCCCUUUUUUUCCCCCUUUUGUUUUAACAACGCUUGGCGCAGUAUCUCGAGACAUUUUAUAAGCUGAGUUGGGAAUUCCCCCUCCACGUCUCCAGCUGUCAUCCAGCCGAUGCCGAGGGAUCAACACGAACACACAUCUGACUACCGGACAAGGAUUCCUCUGAGGAAUAUGCUCUCAUUAACACAAUGUCUAAAGAAGUAAAUUGCCAAGUCUGUAUGAAGGACAAGUUUGGGUUUAUCAAUGAUUGGAGCUUUAAUCAGCCUAUAAGCUAGAUUGACAGUAUUCCUUGAUUUCUUUUUUCAAAACUAAGAUGGUUCUUUGUCUGCCUGCCAAGAAGAUAUUUUAUUUUACUAAGUGAUGGACACACAGGGGCACUUUUAAAGGCUGCAAAUGGGAGAGACACACAAAAAGAGGACCCCUGUCCCCAUCCCCUGUGUUCAUACAACUGCUUGGGAGAUAAUUAUCACAUGUGAUUGCUGUGGAUCUUGUUCUAUUGAGUUACUUUUGCACAAAGAUGGACUAUAUGUUACUAAUGUUUGUGGUCAGGAUUUUACACCCACACGUCCAGUACACAAGGUGACCGGUCACGUUUUUAAUGGUUUGACUGUUGUGGGGAGUUUGGAGCCAAAACACUCACAGAAAAGUAUUGAAAAAUAGAGUAUUUUUACCCUGCACUCUGCAUUUAACAAAGAGCUUUUUACUUCCCUAUGUGUCAUUUUAAAUUAAGAUCCCCGCUGUCCCUACAUUUCUGUCUCUUCAACUAUGCAACACUUUCAACAUAGCACUCUUCAGACAGAAAACCUUCAGUUUUCAGAGACAUUUUAUUCUAUCCCUAUAGUAUAUAAAGAAAAGAAUCUAUCUUCAUUAAAGGAAAUAUUUUUAAUAAAUUGCCUGUGGAAACACUCCUUAAUCAUGUUCCCCUUUCAUGUGAUGGUGCCAUCAUGCUAAAGCUCAUCAGAGUUGUAUUCUAACAGAUUGUUUGAGAAUAAGCCUGGAUUUGAUUGACGGUGUGAUUGUAAAGAAUGGUAAAUGGAUUUAAAAAAAAAAAAAAAAAAUCAUAUUAACAGCUUUCA
This is a messenger RNA of Etheostoma cragini (Arkansas darter), 2259 nucleotides long. RefSeq names its product glucose-induced degradation protein 4 homolog. NCBI's taxonomy places the organism in Eukaryota, Metazoa, Chordata, Actinopteri, Perciformes, Percidae. Gene Ontology annotation, cellular component: GID complex; extrinsic component of membrane. The transcript has 6 exons. Bases 218 to 874 code for a protein of 218 amino acids. Gene Ontology annotation, biological process: negative regulation of gluconeogenesis; proteasome-mediated ubiquitin-dependent protein catabolic process; protein catabolic process in the vacuole. The record is from RefSeq and is a predicted model, not a curated record.